This is a messenger RNA of Nerophis lumbriciformis (worm pipefish), 4095 nucleotides long. RefSeq names its product transcription factor SOX-4-like. Gene Ontology annotation, cellular component: nucleus. The record is from RefSeq and is a predicted model, not a curated record. NCBI's taxonomy places the organism in Eukaryota, Metazoa, Chordata, Actinopteri, Syngnathiformes, Syngnathidae. Gene Ontology annotation, biological process: brain development; neuron differentiation; positive regulation of transcription by RNA polymerase II. Gene Ontology annotation, molecular function: DNA-binding transcription activator activity, RNA polymerase II-specific; RNA polymerase II cis-regulatory region sequence-specific DNA binding.
UGGAGGGCUGCUUGAAACUCCUGCUACAAGUCUACAGAUGGAGGGCGGACUGUGUUAUUCACUCUAGGUUCCCUUCCCCCCCCAUUUCCCUCCUCAGCAUGCAUGGCUUUUGUCUCUAGGAGAGGGGGCACAGGCUGAUGCAGAGAGAAGCACGUAUAGCCUUUUGUAGCAGUGGGCCAGUCAGUCUGCAGCUGCACAGGACUGUGUGUGCACUGCUCUAUUGAUUUUUUUUUAAACACACUCAAGAAAGACACUCACACUUAAAAGACUGGAAGUUUCAACUUUUGUGUUGCACACCGGACUGAUAUUUUAAAGACGCUAUACUAGUCACCGGAGUGACUUAUUUCUUUGGUAAAGUCAACUCACACUUGGAGGAAAAAACGCUGAGUUUGCUUUAAAGUGCACGGAGAAGAGAGGCAGCAUGGUGCAAAAGAUGAGCCACGCUGAGAGCACCGCAGAGGCGCUUUCCUCCUUCUUCAGUGGGGAUUCGAGCUCCGGGGCGUGCAUGGAUUUGGACCCGGCUGCCUCGCCUCUCUCCCCGGCAUCCACAGCCUCGUCGGCCGCCGGGGAAAAUCCGGCGUGGUGUAAAACUCCGAGCGGCCAUAUUAAACGACCCAUGAACGCCUUCAUGGUGUGGUCCCAAAUCGAGAGGAGGAAGAUCAUGGAGCAGUCUCCGGACAUGCACAACGCCGAGAUCUCCAAGCGGCUGGGGAAGCGAUGGAAGCUCCUUCGAGACAGCGACAAGAUCCCCUUCAUCCGGGAGGCGGAGCGGCUGAGGCUCAAGCACAUGGCGGACUACCCCGACUACAAGUACCGGCCCAGGAAGAAGGUCAAGUCGAGCACUUCCAAGCCGGGAGAGAAGGGGGAGAAAGUUAACUCGAACACCACCAGCACCAAGUCGUCCUCAUCGUCGAGGAAGAAUGGAUCCAAAUCACUCAACAGCAGCAGUAAAGCCCAUAAAACACUUUUCGGUACCAGCAGUAGCACCAAAGCCUCGCUGUUGAACUCUGAGCAGCCGACAGAGCACCACCAUAACUCCCUCUACAAGUCCAAGUCAACCGCCAAGCAGGUACCGGAGGGCAAGAAGGCAAAGCGGGUGUAUCACGUCUACGGGAGCGGCUUGAGCGUCAGCCCCGCGUCGUCCGUCACAGUCCCGGCGAGCCCCACGCUGAGCAGCUCGGCGGACUCCAGCGACCCCCUCAGCCUGUACGAGGACGCGGCCAGCGGCAGGGAGGACGGCGGCGAAUCCCCCGGCGGCAGCAGCAGCGGUAGCCUGGGCGGGUCCUCGGAGCGUCACGGCGGGCAAACAUACAGCAGUCGGCGGGCUUCCUCCCCGACACCCUCCGGCUCCCACUGCUCCGCCUCAUCGUCGUCGUCUUCCUCGGAGGACGAGGAGUUCGAGGACGAGCUGCUCGACAUGAACCCGAGCCCCAACUUUGACAGCAUGUCGCUGGGGAGCUUCGGCUCCUCGGCGCUGGACAGGGACUUAGAUUUGAACUUUGAGUCCGGCUCCGGCGGCUCACACUUUGAGUUCCCCGACUACUGCACGCCUGAAGUCAGCGAAAUGAUUUCCGGGGACUGGCUGGAGUCCACCAUUUCCAACCUGGUGUUCACGUACUGAGAUCCAAGCGGGGGGGCACGACGACGACAACACGCACGCACAACAGAGAGCAACAACCCCGGGGGGUGAUUCCGGACGGGCAGCUCCUGCAUUGUCUCCGAACUAACAGACCCACUUAGCGCCGUGGUGUCUUUUCUCGUCUCCAAGCGGCAACUUUUUAAAAUGGAAAAAAAGGAGCCUUUUUCGCUUUGGAUGUGCGGACCGUGGAGGACUGAAGAACAGGCCAACAUGGCGGGGGUGCAAAACAAGAGAGAAGGGAAGAAAUGAGACGCUGGUUCCUGUUUGAGGACCCGUGAACUGGUUGACCCGAACAACUUUACUGUGAUUGAUUUGCACGUUAUGCGGUCCGCUGUUCACUUAAUCAAUGUUGUCGCGAUUUCUAAAGGGACAUUUCUCACAGCUUUUUACCGAUUUGCCAAGUGAACUAAAAAAGGUACAUAACUCGGACUGUCUUGCUACAUUUUUUUACUGCGGUGUGUCACCAAGAGGGAGUUUUUUUGAAGGUGGGUUGAUGUAUUUUUUUUUUUAAGUUUAUUUUAUCAAAAGCAAAAAAAAAAAACAGCAAAAAAGUUAAGCAUGAUAGCCUACUUUGUUCCUGUAUUGUGCUGACAUUUGAUGUGAGACUGUCAAGCAGUUACAAAUCUAGUAUUAGGGUUAUUUAAGUGAAUAGAUAGCCUCAUUUCAGUUUCUCUUUUUUAUUUUUUUGGGAUACAAAGGACACUGAAAUAAUCACCAGCUGUUUUAAUAUUUCAAACUUCAGGAUUCAAACGCAACUACAAAUCAGUGCUGAACUUUAUACUUGUGUUGUCUGCGAUUCAGGACCAAAAUUUAUCAUUUUAGAUACGAGCUUAACCCAUUUUUCUGAUCAUCAGAGCUUUGUUUUGUACAUGUAUCAAGAUGAAAUUUUGUAUGGGAUGUUGUAUUUAUAUACUGGGCCAAGCAGUUUAAAUUUUUUUGUAAAGUCAUGUUUUUUUUCCUCAUUAUUUGUCACAUUUUCUUCUCAGGCGAAGGGCUAGACUUACAAUAAAUACACAAUUUUUGAUUUCUUUUUUUAUAUUUAAGUGGACACACUUCUAGACACGUAAAGUAUAGGAAACAGUUUGAUUUAUUUUCUCAGUGUAUUUUUGUACAAAUCUAUAUGGAGAAGGGGGAGUCAACAAUCGGUGUGUGUAGCCUAGCCCACUCAUUCAGCUGCAUUGGGUUUCCUGAGUUUAAAACCUUGGCUGGCUGGUUAUCAUGCUGCUUUCACGUGAUGUGGGAAAUCUCACACUUAAUAUUUAUUUUUCAUUUCCAGUCCUCUACUGCAUCUUUGAAAAGAGAGCCAGUAAAACGACAUUAGUACACUAUGGUGGUCAUUUGUCCACCUCAUUCAUUUGGCUUUUCACCAGCAAAUACUCAGACAGCCAUGAUGUCCAAUUUUAAACAUCCAAAUCUCAUAUUGUCAAUUAGGCUUGACAUUCUCGUCUAUACUGUACAUGAAAUGCUGAGUUUUCCCAAUAGCACAUGAAAGCAGCACCAGUCUUUGUGUCAGACUACCUUCUACAUUUACAGUGCCCGGUCUGCAGGCUUCUUAAAGACACAUGAACUGAUUAUUCCCAGAGGCUAUUCCUCUGGAGUAUGUGGUUUUUACAGUCACUCUCUGAAGGAGCCCCCCCCCCCCCCCCCCCCCCCGCCCCCUCAACAUUUCCCUCUGAUAUCUUGCCUAUGAAAACAAACGAGGAGAUUGUAGCUUUAAAUUUGACUUAUUUUUUUGAAGUUUUCAUGAACUGAUGUCAAACUCAUCCACCAGCCACUGGAUCGAACAGGCUAACUUUUAUGAAAGCAAACAAGGGUGAUAACAUCGAGCUUAUUCAAAUUUCUGACUUGAGUUCCGCAACAUCUACUUGUACUGCGUUUCUCAUUGUAUUUGAAUAUAUAAUCUUUUCUACUUGUUGGCUAACUAUUAGAUAAUAAUUGUUUAGUAACUUUAUGGCAUGGUGAAUAGCAUUUGUAUUUCGGAUUCAGGUUACUUAGCUGUUGUGUUUUUCAGAAAAAAAUGGUAAAAAAAAAUGAGGAAAAAUGAUACUCAAUCUUUGUAUAUUUGACUGUAUCAUAAAGCAAAACGAUUGUGUGUUUAUGUAUGUUGUUGCUAUCAAGGACAGGCACUGUCUAGAACGGCUAUCUUUUACACAUCCUUACUUACAUUUAAGGUGGUCAGUUCAGGACUCUUUUUUUAUACAUAUAUAUAAAAGCGUUUUUAAAUAUAUUAACUUUAUUUUUCAUCCAUCCUGUGCAAUAUGCUGUGUAGAAUUAUCAUGUAUUGUCUCUAAUCAUGCCAUAAACAAAGGAACCACCUUUUUGAGACUCAGAGAAAGGGAGAACUCAUGCCAGCUGAAUUGUGUCCAUUCACUGCCUGUCAGAUUGUUGAUCUAAACUUGUGUACAGAACUUUUUCAUGGAAGGAAAUAAAUAUCAGCUGGAACUGAAGCUCUAAAA